Trypanosoma brucei brucei TREU927 is the source of this 456-nucleotide messenger RNA. RefSeq lists its product as hypothetical. The record is from RefSeq and is a predicted model, not a curated record. NCBI's taxonomy places the organism in Eukaryota, Euglenozoa, Kinetoplastea, Trypanosomatida, Trypanosomatidae. The transcript has a single exon. The coding region runs from base 1 to 456 and encodes 151 amino acids.
AUGGCGUUUGGAAAUGCGUCUAAAGGCACUGAUGAUUACACGCCCGAGGAGCAUUUAACCGCUGCAGUGAUGGAGUACAAAAAGUUGGAAGCUGCAAAUCAAAAUAGUGUGGAGCAUAUGUAUAACGUCCUCUCGUCACCAUUUAAAAUUGGGAGCAAACCUUGCGAGGCCAUUCGUGGCGAUGCUUUACGGUGUCUUUCUGAAAUCAUAGGAAACUUUACAGCCAAGAGUACAUCCGGUACUGACGGUAGCACCGUUAUGGCAAACAGCGCUUCAAUUGUGAGUCAGGAAUUGCCCCCAAUACACCGCUGCUACGAAAGUGUUCUCCAUUACGAAUCGUGCGUCUUGGAAAGAACGUUGUCACGCCACAAUAGUAUGGUUGCCACUUUCGAGGCCCGGAGGCUGCGUGAAGCGGAUUCGGCUCGUGAAGCAGCUGCAGCGGGUGGUGAUAUAUGA